Molecule: messenger RNA, 1053 nt
Organism: Cotesia glomerata
Lineage: Eukaryota; Metazoa; Arthropoda; Insecta; Hymenoptera; Braconidae
Exons: 4
Coding region: 354-956 (200 amino acids)
Source: RefSeq, a predicted model, not a curated record
CCCGACGGUUUGUUUAAAUCAAAUGUCGUUCGGGUUCCCGAGUAUACUCUCUGCAUAGAGUUUGAGUUAGCGUGGUUUUAAACCGGAAGGGCGGGGUCCGAAAGUAAAAUUGCUAUAUCUGCCGAGAAAUCUCAUGCUGCAGUCUGCGUCUCCUUUCGGUCACCCAGUUUAAUUUCAUUUUACAUUACAUUAGAAUAGAUUAGAUUUUUCGAUUAAAAUUCAACCGCAAGAUAAAUUCACUCGCUGAAAAUCGCUUUUUAUAUUUAAUAUACUUUGUUUAUCAUUUUGACAGAUGGACUGUUUAUCUCGGAGGACUUUACUUCGCAUUUGUCGGGGCUGAGACGAAAGACCGCAUGUCAGGAAGUCUUCAGCGACAGUUAAGGGAAUUGACUUAUCCAGAUGACAGUGAAAUGGGUUUAUUUUUUGCCCUGGCAAUCCCAUUGGACGACCCGGUCGCGACGAAAGCGAUGUCAGUGGCAUUUUUUUUCGAAGCGAACUACGGGCUCGUUAGAGACCAGGAAUCAUUAGCAUCCAGGGCGAGAAAACAAAGAGCCGCAUUUUCGGAUCAUAAAUUAUUAACUCGCGCAACUGUCUACUCAAUUCUCGAAUCUAAAUUCGAGGCCCUCGGGCUACCAGGCCGAGCAUGUUUAUUGCGUUCAAUCUGCGAAACGAGUAAACUGUCUGUGGAUCGUGACAACGGACUCAUCGGCGACCUAUUGAGAAUUUUACUAACGCCAUCUUCAUCUGCUAACGAGAACUUGCCAACUGAAUACGUCCUGGCCGAACAACGACAGCUCGAGAGCCGGAUCAACCAUCACUCCCGAUACGACACCGGCAAUAAUCAUUAUCAUCAUCAUGAUCCACGUCCCGAUGAUGAUGAUAACAAGGAGCUCAAUGAUUGCAGUACAAUUUAUCCCCUUUGUCCUAUUAGUAUUUAUGACCACAUAACCAUUUAAUGAUUACCUGUGUGGUGUCAUCAGGCUCAAGCUUUACUAAUCAAUAUCUUCCGCGUCAUCUCCGUUUUAUUUAAAAUUAAUUAGUAUAUUAAAUUGU